Eptesicus fuscus (big brown bat) is the source of this 3320-nucleotide messenger RNA. Its product is annotated as zinc finger protein 91-like. Gene Ontology annotation, biological process: regulation of cytokine production; negative regulation of transcription by RNA polymerase II; regulation of immune system process. Lineage: Eukaryota; Metazoa; Chordata; Mammalia; Chiroptera; Vespertilionidae. The transcript is spliced from 8 exons. Bases 340 to 3255 code for a protein of 971 amino acids. The record is from RefSeq and is a predicted model, not a curated record.
GCUGAGGGCGCUGCGGGCGCUGAAGUCCGUGGUGAGGUCCCCGCCCCGGAGCCCCUCACAGCGGCUUUACCAUGAAGAUCUAUUCUCCGUAAUUUCCUGGGACAAGAGGAAGGAGAUCCGCUUAGGAAACCUGCAGGUGUACAACUUCCUGCUUCCCCCCUCCCACUCCCCACAGGUCUCAGGAGGUCGUGGUCUUUCCUCAUUUCCAGGUCCUUCUGACUGAGUGUGAGGUGAGCUGAUGAACAGGCUGCGUGGUCACCUUUGAAGGCACAUUCUGUGACUCCUCAACAUAGUGUCACCUGAGGAAACAUCUCAGAUCCCGAUCAGGACCUGGACCAAAUGGCAGCUUCUCAGGGACUGUUGACCUUCAGGGAUGUGGCCAUAGAUUUCUCUCAGGAGGAGUGGGAAUGCCUGGACCCAGCUCAGCAGAAAUUGUACCUGGAUGUGAUGGUGGAGAACUACAGCAACCUGGCCUCCCUGGCUAUGUCAUCUGAAGAUAACCAGGCCUUUAUGCCAAAUACUGCAAUACAAGAUUUAUUCUCUGAAAUAAUACUGAGUUCACAUAUUGGAGACAGAAGUUAUCAAUGGAUUGAACAUUGGAAAACCUUUAAGCAAGAGUCAUAUCUUAAUCCUCGGAGAAGCGAACUUGCAGAGGACCAUUUUGAAAGUGUAAGAGUCUGUGACCCAAGAUCCAAUCAGAAAAUACGUGAGGUUGUUCCUAUUGUGGAGAAGACACACAAAGGAAGUAAAUGUGUCCAGUCUCUUCAGCAGUCUUCAAAUGACAUUGAAAAAGAGAAUAUUCAUACAGGGGAGGAAGCUUACAAAUGGAACCAUUGUGGUACAAUCUCCAGUCAAAUAGUCAAUACAAAUAACUUGAAAAAAAUCCAUAGUGGACAAAAACCUUAUAAAUGUAAAGAUUCUGCUAAAACAUCUAAUUGGUCUUCAGGUUGUAUGUUAAAUGAGAAAGUAUAUACUGGACUGAAGCCUUACAAAUGUAAAGCAUGUGGCAAAGCCUUUAAAUGUCAUUCAUCUCUUAUUGUACAUAAGGGAAGAAUUCACACUAUUGCAGAACUUAGCAAACUCAGGGAAAAUGGAAAAGGCUUUAGUAUGUCCUCCAGACAUACUCAACAUCAUAGAAAUCACAUGGGAGAAAAGAUUUAUAAAUGUUCAGAAUGUGACAAAGCCUUUAGCUGGCCCUCAACACUUAAUAUUCAUCAGAGAAUUCAUUCUAGAGAGAAGCCUUAUAAAUGUAGAGAAUGUGGCAAAGCCUUUAGCGAUUCCUCAUCCCUUACUAAUCAUCAGAGAGUUCAUACUGAAGAGAAGCCUUACAAAUGUAGAGAAUGUGGCAAAGCCUUUAGUCGGUUCUCUCACCUUAAUACGCAUCAGAGAGUUCAUACUGGAGAGAAGCCUUAUAAUUGUAGAGAAUGUGGCAAAGCAUUCAGUGCAGCAUCAUCCCUUAAUUACCAUCUGAGAGUUCAUACUGGAGAGAAUCCUUAUAAAUGUAGAGAAUGUGGCAAAGCCUUCACUGCAUCAUCAGCCCUUACUAAGCAUCAGAGAGUUCACACAGGAGAGAAGCCUUAUGAAUGUAGAGAAUGUGGCAAAGCGUUUAGCGAGUCUUCAUCCCUUGCUAAUCACCAGAGAGUUCAUACUGAAGAGAAGCCUUACAAUUGUAGAGAAUGUGGCAAAGCCUUUAGACGGUUUUCACACCUUACUAUCCAUCAGAGAGUUCAUACUGGAGAGAAGCCUUAUAAUUGUAGAGAAUGUGGCAGAGCCUUUAGUGAUUCCUCCUCUCUUAAUAGGCAUCAGAGAGUUCAUACAGGAGAGAAGCCUUAUAAUUGUAGAGAAUGUGGCAAAGCCUUUAGCGAUUCCUCCUCUCUUAAUAGACAUCAGAAAGUUCAUACAGGAGAGAAGCCUUAUAAAUGUAGAGAAUGUGACAUAGCCUUUAGUGAGUCCUCAUCCCUUAAUCAACAUCAGAGAAUUCAUAAUGGUGAGAAGUCUUUCAAAUGUAGAGAAUGUGGCAAAGAAUUCAGUUUGGCAUUAUCUCUCAGUUGUCAUCAGAGAAUUCAUACAGGAGAGAAGCCUUAUAAAUGUAAUGAAUGUGGCAAAGCCUUUCCCUAUUACUCAUCCUUUAAUCGUCAUCAGCGUAUUCAUACUGGAGAGAAGCCUUAUAAAUGUAGAGAAUGUAGCAAAUCCUUUAGACGGUUCUCACACCUUACUACACAUCAGAGAGUUCAUACUGGAGAGAAGCCUUAUAAAUGUAGAGAAUGUGGCAAAGCCUUCAGUCAGUCCUCGUCCCUUAAUCAACAUCAGAGACUUCAUACUGGUGAGAAGUCUUUCAAAUGUACAGAAUGUGGCAAAGGAUUCCGUUUGGCAUUAUACCUUAAUUAUCAUCAGAGACUUCAUACUGGAGAGAAGCCGUAUAAAUGUAAUGAAUGUGGCAAAGACUUUAGGGAUAUCUCAUACUUUGCUAAGCAUCAGAGAAUUCAUACCGGAGAGAAGCCUUAUAAAUGUAAUGAAUGUGGCAAAGCCUUUACCCAUUACUCAUCCGUUAAGCGUCAUCAGAGUAUUCAUAUUGGAGAGAAGCCUUACAAAUGCCGAGAAUGUGGCAAAUCCUUCAGCACCUCCUCUUCCCUUACUUGUCAUGAGAGAGUUCACACUGGAGAUAAGCCUUAUAAAUGUAGAGAAUGUGAAAAAGCCUUUAGACGGUUUUCACACCUUACUAUCCAUCAGAGAGUUCACACUGGAGAGAAGCCUUAUAAAUGUAGAGAAUGUGGAAAAGCCUUUAGACGGUUUUCACACCUUACUACACAUCAGAGAGUUCACACUGGAGAGAAGCCUUAUAAAUGUAAUGAAUGUGGCAAAGCCUUUAGCCAGUCCUCAUCACUUACUUCUCAUCAAAGAGUUCACACUGGAGAGAAGCCUUAUAAAUGUAAUGAAUGUGGCAAAGCCUUUAGCCAGUCCUCAUCACUUACUUCUCAUCAAAGAGUUCACACUGGAGAGAAGCCUUAUAAAUGUAGAGAAUGUGGAAAAUCCUUUGGCUGGUCCUCAUAUCUUACUAACCAUCAGAGUGUUCACACUGGAGAAAAACCAUAUAAAUGUGGAGUAUGUGGCAAAUCCUUUGGCUGGUCCUCAGACCUUACUAAGCAUCAGAAAAUUCAUUCUGGAGAGAAGCCUUAUAAAUGUGGAGAAUGUGGCAAAGGCUUUAGCCAGUCCUCAUCCGUUACUUUUCAUCAGAGAGUUCACCAUAGAGAGUAGCCUUAUAAAUGCAGAGAAUAUAACAGCCUUUCAUCAGUGUUCCUGCCUUACUGUACAGCCGAGUU